GUGGAUCCAUAUUACCUUGUUAGCAGGUUGCACAGCUAGCUGGACACAGGCGGCUCGGCUGCACUGGGAUGUCCCACCCUUUCUAACCCAAAGCAGACACCGUGCGGGUUUUAUCGGCUGUGAGGGAAGAGAAGAGGAGAGGAAACUGUGGAGAGAUGACGACGCGCUCCGAGAGAGAAAAAGCCCAGAAACUGAAUGAGCAGCAUCAGGCCAUUCUCUCUAAAAUGCUGAGAGAAGAGGACAACAAAUACUGUGCGGACUGCGAGGCGAAAGGUCCGAGGUGGGCGUCCUGGAACCUCGGUGUGUUCAUGUGUAUCCGCUGUGCCGGCAUCCACCGCAACCUGGGCGUCCACAUCUCCAGGGUCAAAUCUGUCAACCUGGACCAGUGGACCCCGGAGCAGAUCCAGAGCAUGGUGGAUAUGGGAAACACCAGGGCCAGACAGCUGUAUGAAGCUCACCUGCCAGAAAACUUCAGACGGCCACAGACGGACCAAGCGGUGGAGGUCUUCAUCCGGGACAAGUACGAGAGGAAGAAAUACUACGACGAGAACGCCGCCGUCACGGCUCCGAAGUCAUCUGAAGCUGCUCCUCCCUCCGUCUCGCCCUCCUCCUCCUCCCAGGCUGAUCGGAGCAGACAGGAGAAGGAACGAGAAAAGAAAAAAGAGGAGAAGAAGAAAGAGAAGGACGCUGGGGAGAAAGUGGAGCGACCCGCCAACGCAAAGAAGAAAGCUGAUCUUCAGUCGGAUUGCAAGGCCAGUCCGAAGAAGAGCCCGGAGCCGGCUGUGGACCUGCUGGGCCUCGAUGCUCCGGAGAGCGGUGCAGGUGGGAGGGGCUCCGGCAGCUCUGCACCAAUCAGUGAUGACCUGGACAUCUUCGGACCAAUGGUGUCCAACCCCCUGCCCUCGUCCAGCAACACACAGCUCGCUCAGGCUGGUUCCAGUCCAGCGCCUCCCCAGACAGACGCCGCCGCCGCCUCCUCCUCCUCCUCUUCCUCCUCCUCCACCACCAAGUCGGAGGAGAAGAAGCCUUUAUCGAAAGACUCCAUCCUGUCUCUGUACGCCAGCAGCUCGGUGGGCAGUCAGCCGCAGAGCCAGCAGCAGCCCGCACCAGGACAAGCAGGUCUGUACAUGGGCCAGCCUCAGAUGCAGUUCGCCCCGCAGGCCUUCGCCCCGGCGAUGGGCGGAGCCGUCCCGCCCACCACCAUGAUGGGCGGCGGCGGUGGCGUGAUGCCUGGAAUGGCCCUGCCCAACGGGAGCUACCUGGGCAUGCAGCCGGGCCUGAUGCCGGCCGGCCAGGGGCAGGGCGUGUACGGCAUGCCGCCGCCGCCGCAGCAGGCACAGUGGAGCAUGAACCAGAUGACCCAGCAGAUGUCAGGCGUGGCGGUGAGCGGCGGAGGUCCGACGCCACCGGCUUUCAACCAGUCGGCGGCUCCGAUGGCGGGCUGGUCGGCGCCUCCGGCGUCCGGCCAGACCCUCAGCACCCAGCUGUGGAAGUGAGGAGGAGGAGGAGGCGGGGGUGGGGGAGAGAGGGGAGGCCCAGGGCAAAAAUACGUAAAUCAAUAAAUAAAAUGAAGCGCCCUGUCUGCCUCUCUCAGGCGUCCCACCCCUUCGCUUCCUCCGCCAAACCAGGAACGCACAGCGACGGAGACGGCGGCGGCGGGGCGGGGCGGGGCCACCGCUCCGCAAAAACACCCUCACCUCCGCUCCCGACAUCAAACUGGGCGGAGUCUCUCGCUGGAUUUAAGAAAAAAAGAAGAAGAAGAAGAAAAAAGAAAGACUGGCAGCUCUCCUGUCUUCUUUUUUUUACAGUUUCCCUUUCUUUUUCCUCCGUCUUUUUGUCGUUUUCAUCCGGAGAGACUCGUGGAAAAAAAAAAAAAAGAAAAGCUGCUGGACUAAUAACUCCAAGUGUAGACUGUAGUCCUGUUCAUAUGAUAUCAUUACCAAACUGGAUAGUUAGCAAAAUAGUAUUUAAAUACCUAGAUAUGGCUAUCGUGUGGUUGGUCUACUAUGCCCCCCUCCCCCCUCUGAUGUGUAUAUUGUAAGCUCCGCCCCCCUCUCUCUCUCUCUCCCUCUCUCUCUCUCUCAUCAGGGCGAUCAGAGCCUGGUAGCAGAUGAUGGAGAGACGCCUCGCCGCGGCUCCACGCGUUUUGUUUCCUUCGUCUCGUCGCCGCCGCUCAGUUUCCCCGAAAAUAACUUCCCGUUUCUCGACCGAGUUCGAUACAGGACCAAGACUGUACUCAGUGUUUCCCGCUGAUAUUCACUAACAUGAAAUCUGAUCAGUUUUCUUACUAAAAAUCCCUGGUAAGAAAAGGAAAAUAUAAUUUAUAUUUUUUUUGCAAAAUUACUAAAUUUAAUUGCCAGUAUUGAGUAAAUCCAAAAUGUAACUCUGAAAUCACAUUGUCUAUUUAAAAAAAUCCCCAAAAUAUGAGCUUUUUUUUUUUUUUGCUAAAAAUGUCUUUUUAAUUAGCAAUAUUGAGUAAAAAUGAAAUUUGAAAUUUUUCUGAUGGAAAAACUUGAAAUUUAAUUAUGGUUUUUUUUUUGUUUGUUUUUGUUUUUUUUUUUUUUUUUGCUAAAUGUCCCAUUUUAAUUGCAAAAACAUCUCCCCAGAAUUGAAAUCUGAUCUUUUUACUCCUGAAACAUUCCCCCCAAAUUUUAAUAUUUUUUUAUUUUAAUUUUUUGUGGCAAAUUAUUUCAUUUUAAUUUCCGAUACAACCUAAAACUGAAAUCUGACCAAUUUCCCACUAAAACAUUCCCAAAAUAUGUUUGUAUUGUUUUUUCCAGAUGUCUCAUUGUAAUUGCAGAUAAUUUAGUUAAAAUGAAAUCCGACCAAAAAUCCCAAAACUUAUUAAUAUUGUGUGGUAAAAUAUCUAUAAAUUGCUAGUAUUAAGUAAAAAUGAAGUCUGACCUUUUUUUUUUUUUUUUACUGAAACAUUCCUAAGAAAUGAGUUGCAAGUGAAAUCUGACCAUUUGCCUCCAAAAAAAAAAAAAAAAAGUCAGUGUGACUCGGGUGGAGAGCUUCCCUCAGACGGCUGCUCUGUUAAUCUGUGGAAGAUUAAUAAAUGUAAUCUGACCACAGUCAUGGAUUAUCAGCUGCUCUCCACUUUAAAAACAAGCCAGAUCUCCACAAACGUCACAAUGGCCCUUUAAGGCUCAGUUAUCGCCCGGCGGCCCCUCGCCCAGCGGCCCCUCGCCCGGCGGCCCCUCGGUCGGCCUCAGGAUGACCAACAUGAGGAGUGUGGGCGAGGCGCUGGACGGCCUCAGAGACUCUGCAGGUCCGUUCUUCCAAAAGAGCCUGAGGCCCCGGCGGGCGGCUGCUGGGCCCCGAGCCCCUCACCUCACACACACACACACACACACACACACACACACACACCUGAGAGACCUGAGAGUGGCACCGCUCUGCUGAGGUGUGGGCAAAACUGAUGAGUCACCCUAAAAGUGAUGAGUCAUCCUUCACCUCCCUCUGGACAAGUGGGGCUCCGCUGCUGAUCCAUCAAACCUUCAUCCCUUUGAAACGUUUUAUUUUGAAAGGUUUUCUUUCACAAAAUUCACUUUAUUUCUUUGCAUUUUAAUUUUAAAUUUGAACAACAACAAUAUUAAUAAUAAUGAUAAUAAUAAUAACUAAAGUCUUUAUUUUUCUGACUUUUUUCUGGUAAUGUGACACUAAUUACUGGGACUGUUUUGUUUUGAGAUUUUUUUGGCAGAUUUUUUUAUUUUUUUUCUACUGUUUUACUUAUAUUUAGGUAAUUUUACUAAUUGCUUUUCAAUAAUUUUACUAAUUCUUGUCAAAUUUUUCAGUAGGUCAAUAGGUUCAAUGCUUUCACGGGCAUUUAAACACAAGAUUUUUUGCAAAUUUUUGUACUAGUGCUCCACUGUUUUGUUUUGUUUUGUUUUGUUUUUUUGUUUUUUAACUAAUUUGCUCUUCACCUUUUUUUCCUCAUGUUUUGUGAAAGAAAUCAAGUGAAUUUGCACAAGUUUCAAAGUUUCCAUCCGCAGGGCUCGGCGCCUCACCGGACGAUGUUUGAUGAGGAUGAAGAUGCCGUGGCCUUCAGUCACCAUCAUCAUCAUCAUCAUCAUCAUCAUCUAAACGCCACACGAGGGCGUGUCUUUCGGAAGCGCGGCGUCGGACUCUCCUCUCUGUCACCUCGUCCUCCGUCCUGCCUCCCUCUCCAUCUUUUCCCGUGCUGUUUUGUUGUGUGCAGUACAAGAGAAGCACAGCUAGUCUGAGGCAAAUAAACCUGGACGACCAAUCAGAGGGCUAGGAGGGGCUGGGGGGGAGGAGCAUGAGGAGGAGGAGGAAGAGGAUUGGACGGCGAGGUGCUGCUUAAAGCAGGACCUGCAUGAAAACUCUGGAUGGGUCCCAUCAUCGCUGUCCAAUCCUCCUUUAUUGCAUCCUGUGAGGGUGAGGAGGAAAUGAACAAAACACACACACACACAUGUAAAACCUACACACACAUACACACACACACACACACACACACAGGUCCAUUCAAGCACACACUGCCCAGCGCUGAUGCAGAGACUCUGGUCACAUGGACGGGGUCUCUCUGCCAUGCAAUAACCACAGCGCUCUCUUUAACACACAACACACAUACAUACACACACACACACACACACACACACACACACACACACACAGCUAUAAAAGAGACACACAUUGUACAUUUUCAAUAAACUCAAUGUCCUCCAGGUUUAUUUCGAAUGUGUUUACAUUUUCUGGUGCCUAGUACAGAGCAAAAAAAAAAAAAAAAAAAAUCAAAACAAAACAAAGUGGUUUCCGUGCAUUAAAACAGUGAAUAGCCAUGAACUCUGUGUGUGUG
This is a messenger RNA of Myripristis murdjan (pinecone soldierfish), 4819 nucleotides long. RefSeq names its product stromal membrane-associated protein 1-like. Gene Ontology annotation, molecular function: metal ion binding; GTPase activator activity. NCBI's taxonomy places the organism in Eukaryota, Metazoa, Chordata, Actinopteri, Holocentriformes, Holocentridae. Gene Ontology annotation, cellular component: cytoplasm. The record is from RefSeq and is a predicted model, not a curated record. The transcript has 11 exons. Gene Ontology annotation, biological process: regulation of clathrin-dependent endocytosis. The coding region runs from base 156 to 1496 and encodes 446 amino acids.